Molecule: messenger RNA, 2534 nt
Organism: Paramecium primaurelia
Lineage: Eukaryota; Ciliophora; Oligohymenophorea; Peniculida; Parameciidae
Source: the annotation of a GenBank genome assembly
AUGAAAGUUUUAUUUCUCAUUCUACCUAUCAUAUAUGCAUGUACAGACUCAUUCGACUGUUUUUCAGAGAGUUCUAGAUUUAAUUGUAAUGGAGAACCCUGUCUAAACAAUAUCACAGAACUUGAAAACUUUGUAAAAAUUACUAAAAAUCUUACUAUGUACUUUGAACUUGAUAUUUCUAACAUAACUAUGCUAUUUGAAUUACAAUUUUGCUAGAGAUUUGCUAUAGUGUUUGAUUACACAAAAAUAAAUCAGUUGAAUAAAACAUAUGAUGAAUAUGAUAUUACAGGUAAAGAAAUCAUUUUCUUUCGAUGGGAUCAAACCUAUGACAAUUUGUAUGUAAAUGACAAUAUUGGAUAAUCUCCUACUUCUUUCGUUUAUGAUGAAUAAAAGGUAGGAUUUUAAAAUUGGCACAUUUUAGGAUAUGCAAUUAUAAAUGAAACAAUCAGAAUAAAAAUAACUAGGACAUUACUUAUAGAUAAUCAAAAUUACUAUUAAUUUAAUAAGCAAACUCUUGAUAUAGGAUAUCUUAUAGUUUAUAAUAAAGAAGGAAUCGUUUAUAAGAAUUACAAUAGAGGAGUAAUUACUGUAGAUUUAUACAACUUGGCUAGUUAUGUUGAGAAAUAUGAACAAUUUACAGAUUAAGGACAUACUAUUUUCCUAUUUAUUUUUUGGAGUUUCUUGUCAGAUAUUGGUAUAUUCUUUGGUAGACAAUUGAAAAGUUAUCCAAAGUAUGCUAAAGUUCACGGAAUGAUAUUCUUAUUUCAGAGUAUUUUAACCUAUAUUUUUGCAUUCAGUAAAAUAGAGUACAGUACUUUAUAUAUAAUAAUAAAGAUAAAUUAAAAAUCUAAGAGAUUUAUUAUUAUGAUGGAUUGAUAAUUGCACAUUUUAUAAUUGGAGUUUUGAUACUAAGUUUUCUACUACUUUAAUUGAUGAUGGGAAUGAUUGUCAAAAAUAAUCUAGAAUCUUUGAAUGGUUCCAAUAAAAUCUAUAAAAUUAAGAGAAUUCAUUUUUACUUAGGCUAUUUCAUUUAUUUAGUUACUAAGGCAUAAGUAGCUAUGGGAGUUCAUAUACAAAGACCUGAUUUAUUGUAAAAUUUUACAUUAUUCAAAAUAGAAUUCCCUUUUAUUAUUUCUAUGUGUUUCUAUUCUUUUCAAAAAUUUCAAUAGAGAUACUUUAUCAUUAUGAAGUGUCAAUUAUUCCAAGACGGAGAAUCACUUACUCUUAUGUAGAAUUAGAUAAGAACUAAAUCUAUGAAAAUUUGAUUGACAAAAUCAAUCAAAAUAGUAUAAAUUCUAUGUUAUAAAUUAGUAUCUAGAAAUUAAUUAGUCAAAGAAUAUUAGAAAUUAAAUUAUAUUAUACUUAGAGAAGCUAUCUAUGAUGUAAGUGAUUUUAAUCAUCCAGGAGGUUAGUACAUUUUAGAAAGAAUAACAGGAAGAGAAAUUGGUAGAUACUUUUAUGGAGGAUACCCAAUUCAAAACUUAAAUAUCAAAAUGCAUAUACAUACUUAAUUUGCUAUAAAUUAUAUUGAAACUAGGUAUUUAGGAGAUUACAGAAAUGAUAAUUGUCCAUUAUUAUAUUAUGAGGAAAACACAUCUUAAAUAGAUAAAUAUGUUUGGAAAUUUGAAUAAUAUAUUCCAUUUGCUUCAGAUGUUGGUUUAUUCAUAUUCAAAAGUCAUUUCUUUUAGGUUAGAUAAUUCUUAAAAGGAGUUUAAUGGUUUGGUCGUUACUUCUAUAUCAAACCUUUUGGAACUGGUAUUAAUCUUGUAGAAAGACCUUAUUCAAUAGUUAUGUCAUAUACUCAAUCUGCUAUUCUCAAGAGAUAAUAAAUACUUGACUAUUUCAAAUCUUAAGUCAUAGAAUAAGAUUACUAAGCCUAUAUACCAAAAUAACAAAUAAUUUUAUCUAAUGAAAUUAACUUUGUUAUAAAGAAAUGUGAUUUUUCAAAUAACAUGAGUCGUUUUCUUCAUUGUACAGGUCAUAAACCAUAUGAAAUAACAGGACCUUAUGGUUUUGGAUUGGAAUUAGAUCCUCUAUCUGAUGGAAUUCAUUAUGCUUUUGUUUAAGGAACUGGAAUUUUACCAUUUCUUGAUUUGAUUGAUUACCUUUUAAGAAAAGCUAUCUAUACAAUUCUACAUGAUUAAAGAAGUAAAGAAAUAGCUGAUUGUAUAAAUGAUAAUAAUGAGGAAUACUUAACAACCUUAGGUUAAGAUUUUUAGUUAAUAAUUCAUGUUGCUAUUAGUGAUAUUGCUCACUUUUAUGGAAUUCCAAUCAUUUAGGAUUUAUUAUUUAUUUGUAAAACCUUUCAUUUAGAUUUUUUUGAUAUUAAAAUAUUAAUCAAAGAUCGAAGUAAUAUUCCAGAAGAAUUGACAACUUAUAUGGUUGAAUCAUAUUUCGAUCUUAAAUAUAUGAAGGAACACAUAAAAUUCAAACCAACAAAGGUAUAUAUUUGUGGCAGUCCUUAAUUUGAAGAAGAAAUUCAAACAAAUUUAUUUGAUCUUGGAAUACCAAAAAAAUAUUUAGUUAUUGUGUGA